Messenger RNA from Arachis stenosperma, 1027 nucleotides. Its product is annotated as ras-related protein RABE1a. Gene Ontology annotation, cellular component: plasma membrane. Gene Ontology annotation, molecular function: GTP binding; GTPase activity. Gene Ontology annotation, biological process: regulation of exocytosis; protein secretion. The coding region runs from base 213 to 860 and encodes 215 amino acids. The transcript has 9 exons. The record is from RefSeq and is a predicted model, not a curated record. Lineage: Eukaryota; Viridiplantae; Streptophyta; Magnoliopsida; Fabales; Fabaceae.
UUAGCCUUUUCUUUUCUUAAUUUCUUCCAAUUCAACGCUCCCGACAACUGCUAACGAAAGUACACGCUAACACACACAUACACACACCCCUACACGCUUUCCCUCCUCAUCCUCUCUCUCUCUCUCUCUUGCCCAUUUUAGAUCUCAGACUCAACCUUCGUGCUUUACUUUCGGCGUAGCUCAAAGAGAAGCAUCGGUGUUGUUCGGUUUCUAUGGCUGCUCCACCGGCUAGAGCUCGCGCCGAUUACGAUUACCUAAUAAAGCUUCUCCUCAUCGGCGACAGCGGUGUUGGUAAAAGUUGCCUUCUAUUGCGUUUCUCGGAUGGGUCUUUUACAACUAGUUUUAUCACUACCAUUGGCAUUGAUUUCAAAAUAAGGACUAUAGAGCUUGAUGGCAAGCGAAUCAAAUUGCAAAUAUGGGAUACAGCUGGUCAAGAGCGAUUUAGAACUAUUACAACUGCCUAUUAUCGUGGAGCUAUGGGUAUUCUGCUUGUGUAUGAUGUCACAGAUGAGUCAUCUUUUAACAAUAUCAGGAAUUGGAUUCGUAACAUUGAGCAGCACGCUUCUGACAAUGUGAACAAGAUACUGGUGGGUAACAAGGCUGAUAUGGAUGAAAGCAAACGGGCUGUGCCUACUUCUAAGGGUCAAGCUCUUGCAGAUGAAUAUGGCAUCAAGUUCUUUGAGACUAGUGCAAAAACUAAUUUGAAUGUGGAGGAGGUUUUCUUUUCGAUAGCUCGGGAUAUCAAACAAAGACUUGCAGAUACGGACUCAAAAUCUGAGCCCCAGACAAUCAAGAUUAACCAAGCAGAUCAAGGAUCAGGGGCUGCUCAGGCCGCCCAAAAAUCUGCUUGCUGUGGUUAACGGAGAGCUCAGAGGCACAAAUUAGACUUGGAAAUUUAAUUUUGUCAAUGACUAAGUCAUUAGUGCUUGUAUUAUUAUUUUAGAAUUAACUACUCAUUGGUGUGAAUGGUAGAUCUUCCCUAUGUUGGGUUUGGGAAAUUAAUUAUGUGAAUCUGUUGCUGCUUAAA